AUGAAUGGGAACCCCCAUCGAGCGAGACGCGACAAUAGCUAUGUACUGGACUACGGGCUGAACGCUAUGCCACUGCGCACCCCACCAACGGGCGGCUUCUUGGAGCAGUUGCAGAAUCAGAGCGAAGCAGUGGGAGGACUGGACGGAAUCAGCUUUGACGUGGACGUCGCCCUGCGGAAUCAGAACCGAAACCGAGGCAAUUACCGCUGCAGUAAAUGUGGGGAACCCAAGAAGGGUCACGUGUGCCCACUCGUCCCGUCCAAUUUCAAGUGCAAUCGCUGUGGGCUAUCGAAGAAAGCGUGCAGUUGUACUGCGCCAAAGAUGUGUACGGUUGGGGUGCAGGUGGAAAUGGACCACGACAUGACUACGCGAGUACUCGACCUCAGCGUGCAGGGUAUGGAGGAGGCCAAGUAA
Molecule: messenger RNA, 414 nt
Organism: Hyaloperonospora brassicae
Lineage: Eukaryota; Oomycota; Peronosporomycetes; Peronosporales; Peronosporaceae
Source: the annotation of a GenBank genome assembly